GAAGGAAGAGGAGACGUCACGUCACCACCGAGUCGUCUCUUUGCUCGCUCUCGCGACCAAUCCAACUCGAGAGUUGAGACUACUCUUCGCAUCUCCUCUUCCUCUCUAGUCCCAACCACCUAACCGCCCCCAAAUCUCCAAACCCUAGCUCUACCCCACCCCCACCACGCAGCCGGCCGCCAUGGCCGAGACCGUCGACGACAAGGUUGCAUACUUCCAGGCCGUCACAGGCAUCCCCGACCCUGACCUCUGCUCCCAGAUUCUCGCCGCCAACAACUGGGACCUCCAGCUCGCCGUCUCCUCCAUGACCGGCGACCCCUCCUCGCCCGAGCCGUCCACUUACGCCCCGCCGCCCCCGCCUCCGCUGGAGUCCGAUUCUAUCGCCUAUCAGCCCCCUGCGCCGGCCCCUCAGCAGCAGCAGCAGCGGCAGCAGCCGGGGAUCGCGUGGAGGCUAGUGACCCUCCCUUUCUACGUGGUCUCCGGUGGGGUCGGCCUCGUCACCGGUUCCAUCCGCCUCGGUGUCUGGGUCGCGAGCGGCGUGCUGUCCCGAUCCCUCUCCCUCCUCGGCCUCGCGCAGGGCGGCGCUGACCGCUUGCUUGAGCUGCCCCCGUCCGCCGCGGAGGCGGUUGGCUUCCUGGCCGAGUUCGAGCACGAGUUUGGGGCUGGCCGUGGCCCGCGCUUCGUCGCUGAGGGAUUUUCUGACGCGCUGCAGCGUGCGCAGCGUGAGUACAAGCUUCUCUUCGUGUACCUCCACUCCCCUGACCACCCGGCCACCCCGGCAUUCUGCGGUGGCUGCCUCUGCUCCGAGCCGGUGGCCGCCUUCAUAGAUGAGAACUUCGUUGCAUGGGGUGGUAGCAUCAGGAGGACUGAAGGGUUCAAGAUGAGCAACAGUCUGAAUGCAUCACGCUUCCCCUUUUGUGCGCUAGUCAUGGCAUCUACGAACCAGAGAAUCGUGCUGUUGCAGCAGGUUGAGGGGCCCAAAUCACCUGAAGAGAUGAUAACAAUUCUUCAAAGAGUUGUUGAAGAGUGCACUGCGUCCCUUGUUGCUGCCAGGAUUGAAGCUGAAGAAAGACUAAACAAUCAACGUUUGCGUGAGGAACAAGAUGCUGCUUACAGAGCUGCCCUUGAAGCUGAUCAGGCCAGGGAACGCCAAAGGAGAGAGGAACAAGAAAUACUUGAAAGAGAGGCUGCGGAGGCUGAGAGGAAGCGUAUAGAAGACGAGGAAGCACAAGCCAGGGCAGUCCAAGAAGCAGCUGAAAAGGAAGCCGCUCUUGCAAGGAGACGUCAAGAGAAGGCAAUGGCUCUUGGCGCUGAGCCUGAGAAAGGGCCUGACGUUACUCGGGUUCUUAUAAGAUUUCCAACUGGAGAGCGCAAAGAAAGGAGAUUCCACAGUUCCGCCACCAUUACCUCCAUAUAUGACUAUGUUGAUUCUUUGGAUUGCUUGAAAGCGGAGAAGUACAGCCUAGUUUCUAAUUUUCCGCGGGUAACAUACGGUCCCGAAAAGAACUCCCAAACGCUCGUGGAAGCAGGUUUGCACCCACAAGCAAGCCUAUUUAUCGAGAUAGAACAAUGAAUGUCCCCAAUUUUCCAAGUUAUAUGUACUGAAACUUGCAAGUAUAGGUGCUCCUUUUUUACUCUAUUUGACAAACAGUGGGGAACUUCCAGCUGUAUGGCAAUAUACUUAGACUUGACUUUUGUCGAAAUGCUGCUCUUGUGGUUAUCAUUCGUUAAAUAAAUUCACCUUCUGCCGGAUCAA
Molecule: messenger RNA, 1756 nt
Organism: Hordeum vulgare subsp. vulgare (domesticated barley)
Lineage: Eukaryota; Viridiplantae; Streptophyta; Magnoliopsida; Poales; Poaceae
Product: plant UBX domain-containing protein 10
Exons: 4
Coding region: 182-1573 (463 amino acids)
Cellular component (GO): endoplasmic reticulum
Molecular function (GO): ubiquitin binding
Source: RefSeq, a predicted model, not a curated record